This is a messenger RNA of Bursaphelenchus xylophilus (pine wood nematode), 3480 nucleotides long. The record is from the annotation of a GenBank genome assembly. Lineage: Eukaryota; Metazoa; Nematoda; Chromadorea; Rhabditida; Aphelenchoididae.
AUGUUGAAAACGAAGAGCUUCUUGUUCUUACUCUGGUUCACGAAUACACUGAUGGGGGUGUAUCUUGGGGCAAGGACGGGGACAGGUGAGGACUCGUGAAUGAUACAGUAAAAAUUUUCAUUAUCCGGUGGCUUAGAUGUUCGAUUGAAAGAGGACGAAGAGGAUGAUUUCACUUGUUCCAAGGUUCUGAAAUUAUGUGAAAACUUUGUGUAGACGAUGAUUAAAUUUGCAUUAUAUAUAGCACAUGUUUUGCCGUCCUAAAAGUUUUUAAAAAUUCUUUUAGUUGUAUGUACGUUCUUCCAAUUACUGCUGUAUCUCUUUGUCGGGAAAAUAAUGUGGAUUCGUCACGCGUUGAAAUGUCCCAUCAUCGCUUUGCGAGGUCUACCCGUGGCUAGAGAUUUGGUGCACUACUGCGACGAGGCGAUACAUUUUACUGCGGCCGGUCCACAUUAUUUUCCCGACAGUCUGAUUGCAAAGUAAAGAUCUUUAGGACAAAAAGACACAAAGUUUACGAAAAUACCCAAUGCCAAAAAUUCUUUAGAUUUACCAAAUAUUCAUAAAGAUCGCUAAUGAUAUGAUAACAGUUAUAUUUCAGACAGAAAGCAAGAAUUCGAAUUACAUCCUGAAUACAUUGAUGCGCUGUUUCAUAGAGCUUCCACCUUCGCUUUAUUUGACGUAUGUUCUAAUCAUAACAAUUCAAUUCAAAACUAUUUUCAGUCCAAAGCAAAACGAUUGCUUGAAGACCUGACUAUUCGAGACAAAAAUAUCUACGACUCUUGCCGUAGGAGAGCAAAGAAUGUGAUUGAUAUGGCAAAGUGUGUAGAGAGACUGCUCGAUGAGAGGGAUAAAAAGGAAGAGGAAUUGGAGGCCACGACGGUGACACCAGAAGUCAAAGAUGAUUGCAGGGUUAAUGAAGACGAUAAUGAUGGGAAUUGGCUUCGAAGCGCGUUUUUGAGUGUUUACAGAAAGUUUGCAUGCCCAACAAAAGUGGAAGGCCAAGGUAAAUAAUCGUUUUGAAAUUUGGUCAUCAUUUUUGGGUCUCAAUUUUAAGAAGUACUCAAAUUUUUUGACAAAUCGAGAAAUAAGUUCCGCAUGAUUUCAUUUACCAUCAAAAUCCUCUCGAAAUCUCUCGCCGAACAUUUGAAGAUUAACGAUCAAACUUUUUAACAGCCUUUUCAAGCCCUUUUUUCACUUUUUUUCAACCUUAAUCUAGCGAUACUUCUUGUUUCAGAUUCACCAAAAAGAAGGUCAAACCGUCUGGAAAAGUUGCAAUCAACCACAAAAGGAGACAAAGGGAAGCCGAAUAAGAUUGUAGAACCGAGUCAUAAGUCAAGACUAGAAUCAUUGAAAAGGAAACAAAACCUUGAAAAAAUCAAAGCCAAGUUAGCGAGAAGGAAGAAACGAGAAGUCAGUGAGUCACUUUAGUUCGAGAUUGAUGCUUAAUUGACUUGACGAGGGAGGUCGUACUGUCCACAAUUAAGUCGAGGCAAAAGGGCCUGUUUUGUUUGCUUUGGAGUGUCCGGAAACUUUAGGGUUUACUGUGAUUACGGCAUCUUGGCCCUAGCUUUCGAAAAAAUAACCUUCAGUUUAGCCGCCAAAAAAUGAGCUAAACUGUCCGGCAAGCUAUCAAAGUCAAGCGAAGAUGCCUUUGGAAUUUUUUCCCUAUAAAAUAUAAACCGUUUAUAUCCCACCUCCGACGAGCUCACCUUCCAAAAGUCAACUAGGCACAAAAAUUUUUUUAGCAUACCGCAAAGUGUUCAACGUUUCCCGUCGAUGUGACACUCCAAGCAACGUAAAGAUCUUGCGAGAUGUCCGCGAUUACUUUGAACAGAUGAACCAUGUCAUCAGAUACACAUACGGCGCUGGAAAGGACAAUGAGCAGUAAGACACUACCGCUUUCUUCACAAUAGUCAAUACGAUUCUCCAGGUUUCUCCGUAAAAUGGAUGUCAAUGUCACGUUUGAAAAUCGAGCCCCAGAUGGUCAGAGUCCGUAUGAGCAACUGAGGAAGAGCCUGGAGGAGAUCGAAAGCUAUGAUGACAAGGGAGUUGUCUCCGUUUUGUCGCCAAAGCUCUUCAAUAUCCUGCCAGAAGGGCCUAUGGAUCCCGAGUCCAAGCGAUGGCUGUCUCCCAACAUGCUCAGCUUCCAGGACGAGGGAAUGAUACCCUUGCCGAAGUUGUUCAAGGUGAGUGUGGUCCUUUAUAAAGUGGAUAUCAUAUUUUGUUUAAAGACUUACAUCCGUAAAGAUCGUAAAUUUCGUUGUAUAUUCUUCUAACCCUUUAGCUGUAGUACUACGGAAAUAUUAUAAAAUGUAUAGACUCUACGCUGAAAAAAAGGAAAAAUCUUUGUCUUUCAGUGGAGUAAAUCGGAUGACUGUGAGACCCAACGGUGGAUUGAGCUUCUACUCGAUAUUACUGGCGGCAGCAGACUCCUCGGCGGGCAUGUUCGUCGGUUUGGCAAGCAUAUGCGAAUAGUCAAAAGAGAUCUCUACCCCAGGAUAAAAAGAUCCGAAGAAACGGAAAAUCAAAUGGCUGAGAUUCGAAACAUGACCACAGAAGAGCAACAACAACACAUGGAGAAAUUUGGCUAUGCUCCUAUGACCAGAGAGCAACUAGAAAUGGCCUAUGGAGAGAACGGUAGGACUGAAGAAGUGAAUUAUUGAUAACAAUUUUUAGGUGUGCGACCAAUGCAAGUGGACCUAGACAACCCUGCGAUUGAAAAUGACCGUAACUUGGAGCAUGCAAUUAGACAGUUGGCUCAAAUGACCCCUCAAGAGUUGAUGGAAAUGGCCGAAAAGGAAGGGAAGAUUCCACCCAGAACAACAGCUUUCCCUCAUCGAUUUAAAAGAGCAACAACGGCGGCACCAUUGAGGAGACCGUCAAUUUUUGAUUUCCGAUUCCUCAAUCCGUUUGCCUUUGUAUCGCGGAUUAAUAAUCCGAAUUUCCUGGGAAAUUAUAUCAUCUCGCCAUUCGCAUUCUACCUACAAGUAUUCUCGCCUUACAUGCUGGGGGUAAGUAUGAUUUUUGAAUUUGAAAAAGGUCUAAAAGUUGCGCAGCUUAUAACCUACCCAUUUCCAAUUUCAGGCCGAUAUCAUCUCUCCUCGGUUCAUGAUUGCCACCAUUUUCUCACCGGUGGUCUUGGUGUUCCGAGUCCUUGCUCCGACCGCUUUCCGUCUUAUGUUGUUCUCACCGCUUCUGUUAGUUGGCUGGGUAUUAGUCCCGGAGGCAUUUUUAGCCAAGAUCUUCGCUCCGAAAGUUCUGGAUGGCCGUGUUUUGUCACCAGAAUCUUUUUCGGCCAUCGUGCUGAGCCCUGGAGCCGGUGUUCUUCGUGUUGCAUCGCCAAAUGCAAUGAAUGUCCUUGUGUUAUCUCCCUCUUUCUUCACUUAUGGUCUGUUCUCCGGUAAUCAAUAUGUUUUCCAAGUUUUGUCGCCUGGUAUUGUCGGUAUUGACUCACAUCCCAUUUUGAAGCCAAAUCCGUUCUAG